AUGGCUGCAAGCGAUGCGGCGACGACCACCUUAAGUCGCCAAUUUUCUUUUUUCAAUUUGUCUUCAGUCAAGGAUGUAAACGAUGCUGCGAGCUCCCCUGAAGUCGUUCGGUCGCCCUCCGAGAUAUCCGUAACGGCUUCAUCAUCAGUUGGGAUUCUAAUAGCCGACAUCUAUGGACUUGUGCACAUUCUGGACCGAACUUGGGUUAAGCUCCACAGUUGGCAAGCUUUCCUUAAUGGACGUGUCACGCAUAUGGCAGAAAGCCGGGGGAUUUUAGUCAGCAUAGGGGAAGAGGAGAGCAGAAUCCCUCAGCUGAAGGUUUGGGACAUCACACACAAGGAUAAAAAGACAGGGAAACCUACCCUCCUCCGCUCUGCGAAAGUACCCUUGGGUCCUAAGCCGUUUCCGGUGUCUACGAUUGCGAUUUCUCCUUCCCUCUCUCAUCUUGCAGUAGGUGUGAGUGACGGGACGGUUCUUUUUUAUCGUCAUUUGGACCAGUCCCUCUUCUCCGGUGCUCUUUCGCUUUCUGCUUUACCAAAACCCAAAGUUAUCCAUGAGAACAGCAAUGAGCCUAUAACUGGUUUGGCCUUUCGUAGUUCCCCACCCUCAUCAGCCGCUGAUGGGUCUGGAAAGGAGCUGCUGCAUCUGUUUAUCGUCACUACCAAUCGAAUAUUGUCAUAUCUGGUUUUGGGAAAAGGGAGCGGCGGCGUUCCUGUCCUGGUUGAUGACAUAGGAUGUGGUCUCGGCUGCGCUGCCAUCAAUGAAAAACUAGGAGAGAUGGCUGUUGCGCGGGAUGAAGCUAUCUAUAUGUGCACUCCUGCAGGGCGAGGCGCAUGCUAUGCUGUAGAAUGGCCAAAGUCGCUGGUUCGCUCCUUCCGAAAUUACCUUGUUAUGGUUUCCCCUCCCUUCUUCCCAACCGGUGCAUCCACUCCAGCAACAGUCCGUAAUUAUGUCGCGAGGGCCGCAAUCCCUACGGUUGCCCCACAAACUGACGUUAGCAAAGUGAUUGUUUACAAUCUCGAAAACAAGUUUACCGCGUACUCCGAAAGUGCUUUCAUCGAGGGCGUUAGGGAUGUGGUGUGCGAUAGUGAUUCCGUGUAUAUAAUUGGAAAUGAUGGCAAGCUGUUUCGACUCGAGGAGAAACCAACGGUACAAAAACUUGCUAUUCUCUUCAGCAAAUCCCAAUACCUACUUGCGAUUAGUCUGGCCCAAUCCGAAGGGAUGGACGAGGAGGGCGUUGCCUCCAUUCGCAAGCAAUACGGUGAUCAUCUUUAUUUGAAGGGUAAUUACGAUGAGGCAAUCAACCAAUUCAUCAAGACACUUGGCCAUGUUCAGCCAAGCUAUGUCAUUCGGAAGUUUCUGGAUGCCCAACAAAUACACAACCUUGCAUCCUAUCUUCAAGAGCUUCACGCGUGCGGCCUAGCAAGCUCGGAUCACACGACUUUGCUUCUGAAUACGUACACCAAGUUACGCGAUACGGAGUGCCUGUCCCAGUUUAUCAAGAUGGAUUCCUUGCCGAAACAGCAGCCAGGAGAUGCAGGCAGCGGGGAUACGACGUCAAGAUUCGAAUUGCCCUUUGAUCUAGAUACCGCUAUCCGUGUCUGUCGUCAAGCGGGUUAUUUUGAACAUGCUGGGUUUCUAGCGAAGAAGUAUUCGAGACACGACGACUACCUCAGAAUCCAAAUUGAUGAUGCGGGGAACUUUGAGGAUGCUUUGGUCUAUUUGAAAGAGCUGUCCAUUGAUGCUUCGGAAAAUCUAUUGCGAUAUGGUCGGAUCUUAUUAUCCAACUUGCCAGAGGACACAAUGCAAUUUUUAGUUGAUAUCUGUGCUGGGCCAGCUCCAGAGCAGCUCACCGAAACUCCAUCGGGAGCCGCUCCCAACGGAACUUCGCACCAACGAGCCUCUUCUGGGAUUCCGUUCCUGCCAUAUCUUACUUUAAACCGCUCGACCGGAACGGACAAUGUUGCCGCAGGACAAUUCUCUUCACCUCAUCCAGCGUCCCACAUCCAUCCUGGAACCCACGAUCAGGCUGACGUACAACAAUUAAGUUCGGAUAUCUCAGGACCAUCCGCACCUGCUCAAGCAAAGGGCUCCAAUCCUAUCAUUCAGCGCCCAUCUCCAUCCCAGUUCUUCGCGCAUUUUGUACAGCACCCAGACUACUUCAUUCGUUUUCUGGAGGCUGUUGCUUUCCGCAAGUGGAACAAAAGAGUCGAUCUGGAACAUACAAUAACCCAAAGCGGGAGGGUGCCUAACCCUGGCGAGGACGCGCAGAGUCAAACCGCUGUAUGGAACACUCUCCUCGAACUCUACCUUUCAGCUGCUUCUGAAGCGGACUCCGGCUCGGAUUCCAAAAACGGGACCUUGCUCAGGAAGAAGGCAAUGCACGUUCUAGAGAAUGAUGAUCAAUUCUUGUAUGAUCCAACCCACGCAUUAAUCGUUUGCUCAACGCAUUCCUUCACCGAAGGGCUGGUUCUUCUCUGGGAGAAAAUGGGGAUGUAUGAAGAUGUGCUUCGUUUCUGGAUGGAUCGUGCGAAUUCCCCGGACAAGAUUGAUUCUAAUGACCCAUCUGCAGUGGACGCUUCUAGUCGAGUGAUCAAUUAUCUAACAUUAUACGGUCCACAGCAUGCACAUCUCUAUUCACUCGUGCUCCGCUUUCUUACGUCCAGCCCAGCGCUCCUGUCCCGUCACUCUGCGGAUAUUAAGAACAUACUUGAUUACAUUGAACAGGAGAAGAUUUUGCCUCCGAUCGUGGUGAUCCAAGUCCUGAGCAGGAACGACGUCGCAAGUGUGGGAUUGGUCAAGCAAUGGCUCAUGACUCGCAUAGCUGAAACCCGAGAAGAGAUUGAUGCUGCGACGAAACUCCAGGAAAUCGCUGAGCUUUCAGAUGCAGAAAAUCCUCGAAUAUUCCAUGUCACUCGGUGCUCGGCGUGCGGAGGACAAUUGGAUCUUCCCAGUGUUCAUUUCAUGUGUAAUCAUAGCUAUCACCAAAGGUGUCUCAGUGACCAUGACACAGAGUGCCCCAACUGCGCUAAGAAUCACAGCCUAAUUCGGGAGAUACGAAGAGAUAACGAGGAAUUUGCCAAGCAGCCUGACCUGUUUUAUUAUAAUGUGGAUAGUCAAGGCUUCGCUGCGAUCGCCUCAGCCUUCUCGAAGGGUAUCAUCGCAAGAGUCCCAACAGAAGGCGAAAUGCAUUCAAUGUUGACCUAA
Molecule: messenger RNA, 3207 nt
Organism: Cantharellus anzutake
Lineage: Eukaryota; Fungi; Basidiomycota; Agaricomycetes; Cantharellales; Hydnaceae
Exons: 12
Coding region: 1-3207 (1068 amino acids)
Biological process (GO): endosome organization; vacuole organization; vesicle-mediated transport
Cellular component (GO): HOPS complex; endosome
Molecular function (GO): protein-macromolecule adaptor activity; protein binding
Source: RefSeq, a predicted model, not a curated record